Trichoderma breve is the source of this 1125-nucleotide messenger RNA. Its product is annotated as lipid-droplet associated hydrolase domain-containing protein. Gene Ontology annotation, biological process: lipid storage. Gene Ontology annotation, cellular component: lipid droplet. Gene Ontology annotation, molecular function: lipase activity. The transcript has 2 exons. Lineage: Eukaryota; Fungi; Ascomycota; Sordariomycetes; Hypocreales; Hypocreaceae. The record is from RefSeq and is a predicted model, not a curated record. The coding region runs from base 1 to 1125 and encodes 374 amino acids.
AUGGCCCCCGCCAUUUCACUCCUCGCCAAGCCACGGCAAAGAGGCGUCCGUCCCUACCAGAGACACGGCCUCAUCUACUUCAUCUGCGGCAACCCGGGACUCGUCAAUUAUUACGCCGUCUUCCUAGAUUGCUUGCGCGGGAUGCUCGAUGCGGAUGACGAAGGCUCCGGUGGCACCGCCUAUGACAUAUAUGGGCGCAAUUUGUUGGGCUUCAGUGAUGAUGAUCAUGAGCCGUUCAGCGCCAGCAACGAGCCCUGGGAUCUCGAUGGCCAGAUUGACGGCAUAUAUCGCGAUGUUGCGUCCAGGACUGUCAUUCCCGACGAAGCUGGUGCCGAGGGCCAAGAGGGAGAGGCAGCGCGGCCAUAUGACUUUGUCGUCCUCAUGGGCCACUCGGUAGGCGCUUACAUCUCAGUCGAAAUCUUUCAUCGGCACAUGCAGGAUUCAUCUCGAGCGCCUCAUCUCAACCUCCGGCACGGCUUCCUGCUGUUUCCGACUCUCACCCACAUUGCCGACUCGCCCAAAGGGAGAAAUGUUGGUCUGGUAAUGAGCAUCCCCCGAUUGGAAAACAACGCACACAAUCUAGCAAACUUCAUCCUCAAUUGUAUUCCAUAUGCGUUUGUCUUGUGGAUCAUCAGACACGUCUUGGGUUUCACACCUCAGACAGCAGAGGUAACGGCCCGGUGGUUGAAGAGUCAAGGUGGCGUUUGGCAGGCGAUUCACCUUGGUCUCUCAGAGAUGCGCACCAUUUGCGAGGAAAAGUGGGAGGAAGAGCUCUGGGAGACGACGGCCGAAGACGAUGACAUCGAUACUUACAAUUACUACCACGGCAAAAGCAAAAUUUCUGCAAACGGAGAGUCUCAAGGCGGUGCCGAGACAUCACAGCAACAGAUUCCAAAGUUCUUCAUCUUCUACGGUAAAAAUGACCAUUGGGUGGCGAACCAUGUCCGGGAUGCGUUUAUCGAGAAGAGGAAGAGCGAAAAGGGACAUACCAAGAUACAAGUUGACGAGGGAGAUAUUCCACAUGCGUUUUGCGUCAAAGAGCGUGAGUUUUACACAAGCUGGGUAAUUGCGAAAAGGGUGUACGAGUGGGUGAAGGAGAUUGAAGACGGUCAACGAACAUUGUAG